Trematosphaeria pertusa is the source of this 1470-nucleotide messenger RNA. RefSeq lists its product as uncharacterized. The record is from RefSeq and is a predicted model, not a curated record. Bases 266 to 1315 code for a protein of 349 amino acids. The transcript has 3 exons. NCBI's taxonomy places the organism in Eukaryota, Fungi, Ascomycota, Dothideomycetes, Pleosporales, Trematosphaeriaceae.
CCGCGUUCGCUCCGACACCAUCAAACCACGGCACAUAAAACCACACAAACUUGUCCAGGUGUGUUCCAUCACACUUUCGACGUUUCUACUCCUCAAAUACUCAACGAUCAGCAUUACGAGUCGUACGUGUUGUAGCCCUGCCGACCAUCAAUUCCCCAACCCUCCGACGACACUGUAUCGCUAUAUCCCGGGACGAGACGCCGUUGAAAGCAUUUCGCAUUUGCUUCCCACAGCCCGAAGGCUUUUGCGGACCUUCCUUCUAGCCAUGCUCCGAGCAACGACUAAGAAGCGGGCGCACGUAGAGUCCACGACGCAAAUUGCGCGAAAGAAGACCCGCACUGCCCCCAACAAAAAAACCGCUUUGACUCAGCCGGAAGGAGAGGGCACGCUCGAGCCCAUCAGAAGCGACGAAAUCACGCUGCGCAAUCAGCAGCAAUCGCCGCUCUUGCGCCUUCCCGCCGAGCUCAGGGACGAGAUAUGGGCCUACGUUUUCGAGCGCCGCACAGCCCAUGUGGAGAGCACUCGCUACUACGGGGUCAGGGGCGUAGGACACAUCACAUACCGCGAGUGCCGCCAAUGCCUCUCUGAUCAAGCGGUCUACGAGCUGAGCCUCCAAGGCGCAGCGGACAAGGACCGGUACGAGUGGAAGGCCGAAGAACUCUUCCAACCCCGUACCCGUGGAUAUGCCUGCGUGCACCACCAAUGCGCACGGAACGGCCCCGAUACCGCGUUUUCCUUUAGCGUGCCGCUCGUGUGCAAGCAGAUGUACCGUGAGACGACGCCUAUCAUGUGGAAAGCAACGACGUUUUGUUUCAGGCAAUCGGCCGCCUUUGAGGACUUCGUGCGCAGACCUGCCUCGCGCAAGCAUCUGCACCUUAUUGAGGAGAUUUCCAUUUUGCUGGCCGAGUGGGACGGCGACCGUGGCUGGAAAAGCGCUAUUACCCCGGCGCGGGUGGCUUCUUUUCCCGCAUUGCGUAGCCUGCACCUUGUUAUCCGGACGGAGCGGUGGUAUGAUUCUGUCAGCGGAAGAGGACCACCCAAGUUCAGCGAUUUGAUGAAGGACCCGCCUUCUCAUUUCAAUUAUCUGCCGAAUUUGAUACGCCAGUUUCGCCAGCUGCCUUUGAAAGAGCGCGAGACGACCGUGUUUGUGGCGAGGCUUUGGGACGAGGGGUCGACGUAUUAUGCACCGGGCCGGUUUCAUAUGACCCCGGCGCUUAGAGACCCCGUGAACGAGAGGAGAGAGAUUGCGGAGGUUAUUAGGGGGUUCUUGUUGGAUUAUCGGCCAAGGCGGUUGAGUGUGAGGAGGAGGGGUUAGCGGGGUAGGAGAGGGCUCUGAAGCCUUUCGGGAAGAUAUAGCGCAAGUCAACGGCCUUGUUCGAGGGUAUCACUAUGAACAGCUUUUCAUGCUGAAUGAAUCACCAUUGUAGAUUACAAUCACGCCUCCGUCCGCUAUGUCCUUCUCAAUCCUCC